This is a messenger RNA of Carica papaya (papaya), 336 nucleotides long. It is a transcript of the gene RGF2, whose product is annotated as root meristem growth factor-like protein. Gene Ontology annotation, biological process: cell differentiation; positive regulation of cell population proliferation; positive regulation of gene expression. Gene Ontology annotation, molecular function: growth factor activity. The record is from RefSeq and is a predicted model, not a curated record. NCBI's taxonomy places the organism in Eukaryota, Viridiplantae, Streptophyta, Magnoliopsida, Brassicales, Caricaceae.
AUGAAGUUCGUUUGCUUUCUGAUCAUUCUUCUGUUUUCCACUUUACCAACUCCCUCGUUUGCUGUUGAACUGCAUCCUGCAGAUGAGAAUACAGGUACGGGAGUAGAAAAUGUUAAGAUAGUUGGAAACAGGAAGAUGUAUGUUGAUGGGGUUAUGAAGAUUGAGAGGAAGGAGAUAACUGAAAGUGUAAUUGACAAGAGGGGAAUUAUGAGGAUGAUGCAUGAGAAGUGUAAGAAAGCUGGAAACCAUUGCGAGGAGAAGUCUGAUGAUGGAGGUUUUGUUGCAUUUAACGCUGAUUACCAUGCUCCAAGACAUCACCCACCCAAGAAUAACUGA